AGAUACAGAGAGACCUUCCGAAACUCGCGAGGAAUUCGCUCUUCUCUUCGUCUGAAACUAAAGAGUCUUAAGACGAAGAGAGAGGAUAUCAGAGAAGAAGAUGUUACUGAAGAAGCCAUCUCACUCGUGGUGGUUUGACAGUCACAACAGCCCAAGACGUACUCCAUGGCUCCAAUCCACUCUUUCAGAGCUAGACCAGAAGACGAAGGCAAUGCUGAAGUUGAUCGAGGAAGACGCGGACUCCUUCGCUAAGCGAGCAGAGAUGUACUACGAGAAGCGACCGGAGCUAAUAACCAUGGUUGAAGAUUUCUACCGUGCCCACCGUUCCUUGGCUGAGCGGUAUGAUCAGCUCAAAUCAGACACUGGAAACCGUUUGUUGGGGACCCUUCACAACCUACACCGGUUGCAGAGAUCAACAAGCCCUGUGGGGAAAUCAUAUGACACUGACUCGGAAAGCUAUGAAUCAGCGGAGUCUGGGGAGUCUGAAGUUGAUGACCCUGAGGAGCCAGAGAAGGAACAAGGCCAAGUUGGAACCAGAGAAGCAGAAGUUGUAACAGAAGAUAAUGAUAGUGAAGUGCUGAAACUAAUGGGAGGAGAAAUAGAGAAACUCAAGGAGGAAAACAGGAUUCAGAAAGCCCAGUUGAUGGAGAAAGAUGAAGAGAAGAGGGAAGUCAUAAGACAGUUAAGCUUGGCUUUGGAGACAUUGAAGGAGGAAAACAGGACUCAGAAAGCCCAAUUGAUGGAGAAAGAUGAAGAGAAGAGGGAAGCUAUAAGACAGUUAAGCUUGGGUUUGGAGACAUUGAAGGAGGAAGACAGGAUUCAGAAACCCCAAUUGAUGGAGAAAGAUGAAGAGAAGAGGGAAGCCAUAAGACAGUUAAGCUUGGGUUUGGAGAUAUCGAAGGAGGAAAACAGGAUUCAGAAAGCCCAAUUGAUGGAGAAAGAUGAAGAGAAGAGGGAAGCCGUAAGACAGUUAAACUUGGGUUUGGAGAUAUUGAAGGAGGAAAACAGGAUUCAGAAAGCCCAAUUGAUGGAGAAAGAUGAAGAAAAGAGGGAAGUCAUAAGGCAGUUAAGCUUAGCUUUGGAGAUAAUGAAGGAGGAAAAUAUUAAUUUGAAGAAAUGUCUUGCCAUUGCCAAGGAGGACUCGUCCAGGAAAAGUAGGGAUCCCUUCCAACUUAACAAACUAAAAGAAAUCUUCAUUGGAAAGCUAUUUAUGGUGGAUCUUCACUAG
Telopea speciosissima is the source of this 1228-nucleotide messenger RNA. Its product is annotated as protein NETWORKED 3A-like. Gene Ontology annotation, molecular function: actin binding. NCBI's taxonomy places the organism in Eukaryota, Viridiplantae, Streptophyta, Magnoliopsida, Proteales, Proteaceae. Bases 101 to 1228 code for a protein of 375 amino acids. The transcript is spliced from 5 exons. The record is from RefSeq and is a predicted model, not a curated record.